CAAUGAUUUCGCAAUUGACACUAAUCUUCUUUUUAUCUCUCGUUGUAAUCCAACCUUUUCAUAUUUUGGCCAAGACAUGGUGUGUAGCAGCUGCAUCAGCGACAGAUACACAACUUCAAGCUAAUAUUGAUUGGGCAUGUAACGAAGGUAAAGUUGACUGUGUAAAAAUUAAUCCUGGUGGCGUUUGCUAUGAACCAAAUACUCUUACUAGCCAUGCAUCAUUUGUGAUGAAUGAUUACUAUCGGAAUCAUGGGAGCAUUGAAGAGGCAUGUGAAUUCAAUCAUACUGGUCAAAUCAUUAGUGGUGAUCCAAGUUAUCGUCGUUGUAGGUAUUCGUAGAAUACAUGAUUUGAUGUAUGAUUUUGUGAUUGGAAAUUUUUCUAAUAAACAAUAAAAUUAUAUAGAAUCAAAAGUAUUUUUAAACAAUUUGUAAGAUUCAUAAAAACUAAAGUUAUUUUUCAUUCA
This is a messenger RNA of Arabidopsis thaliana (thale cress), 464 nucleotides long. RefSeq names its product Carbohydrate-binding X8 domain superfamily protein. The transcript has a single exon. Gene Ontology annotation, cellular component: membrane; plasma membrane. The record is from RefSeq and is marked reviewed. NCBI's taxonomy places the organism in Eukaryota, Viridiplantae, Streptophyta, Magnoliopsida, Brassicales, Brassicaceae. Bases 3 to 338 code for a protein of 111 amino acids.